GAUUUGUACCGGUCAAGGUCGUUCAGGUCAUCGAUACAGUUCUUCACUGCAAUUUUCUCUUCAAAAAUGAUUUAGUGACUUAUAGGAUUUCAGUGAUUGAAAUUCAACAACAGAGUUGUGAGACGCAUUUUUUUUUACCGAUCGUCAUCGUCACGUCCAAGCUUUCUAUGCAGUAACAAGAGGGUUGCAAAACGGUGUGGAGAAAUAGAAUUAUGAUUUAGAGUUGGUUAGGGUGAGGAAUUAGAUCUAGGUUUUCCAUCACGAACUGUCUUCAUCUCAAAUGCCAAAACGCUAUUCAAUUAAAUAGAUUAAUGUAUAUCACGAAAAAUAUACAUACGUCUUGUUAUCUUAUGUCUAAUUGGUUCGUCCAUAAAUUAUAGUCUCGCCGCAUUAAGUAAGCUAUUCACAAGCUAGGUCUAACAAGAGCGAUGUUCUAUACGGCCACGGGAAAGUAGAUAUUUUCAAAAUCAUGUUAUUUUACUCCCGUCUUUCUAAGCCCUUCCUCUGUCUUUCAGAGAUUAAAAAUAUCGUUCUUCACGUUUGCUAUAUCAUUUACUGUCCCUUAGUACUGGGGAAAUUUAAGGAGAAAUGUUUUGCGUUUUUAGAAGCGCCGAUAUUUUGUUAGGUUCAGGAAUAGGAAAGAUUUUUGUUGGCAAAAGGCACUUCCGUGUACUGGUUAGUUUAAUAAACCGGUAAAAAUCCCAUAAAUCACCGAUUUAUUUCCCAUUUGAGCCUCAUCACAGGAAUUCCAGUCAUAAAGAACUUGUAUCACAGUUUCUCAAACUGCUCAUUCAAAGAAAAAUACUGGAGAUACUGCACUGGACAUAAUAAAAAACAAAAUUGACAGUAUUAUCAGCAUAACAUCCACGAUUCAGAAAAAGCUACAGUUCUUUGUGGUCUCCUUUUACCUACUACAUGGACCUAUAAAAGCUGACUUUUGAGCUCCCAUGGGAUCUAAAGGAAUAGACUACUCAUGGAAUGGUCCUAAGGGAAGUGAUUUUAGGGCAUUUGUUUUCGAAUGCCUGUAACCUACGAAUAUAUCCAGUCCUCAAAGACUACAUUUUGCAGCCAUAAAUUAGCAUAUAACAAACUGCUGCCCAGUAAAUUUUUUUAGUUUUUCGUGUUUUCUAAUUUAAAACUCGAUAUUGAAUUCAAAAAGAUUUUCUUACGGACUUUAGUGUUUUGGAUGCCUUAACAGGUGUUAUAAAACACUCAAAGUAUAUUGCAACUUGCACUUGACAUUUAGAAGUUGACUCCAGAAUCUACAGCAUCCAGCUUGUCAAUCGGGAUAUAAAUAAAGCAUGUUCCUAGUUGAUUUUGUCGUUUCUCUCUGAAAAGAUAGUUUUAAUGCUCUGCGUGAGUAAUUUAUUGAAAAUUCCUUCAUAUCAAAGUAAAUCAGUUUAAAUGGAAUUAAAGAUUUAGGGAGUAUUUGGGACUAUCAUGUUAGUGAGUAAAGACUGUUGUUAGAUGGUAUUUAAAAUCAGCUAAUAUAUCUUCGUCAUUGUGCUGGAUAUUGUGAUUUUUGUUUGUUAUGUGAUCAGAAGAAUUGUUUCAACGCUUAUCACGCAGCUGCUUCAAGCGUUUGUGAAGAACACUUCUCAUCUUGCUCUUUCGUUUAGUACCCGUACUUUUUCUAUCUUUUUCGAUUUCUACAUUUAACGACUUACAACUUUGGGCUCUAUCUAAAUUAUUUGACUAAUCUAAACGAUCCCACCAUAAUCAGCAAAGCGAAUUAAUGUAAAAGGCUUUAGGUCACUAUAGUGUGGUAGAAUAUAUUUUACUUUCUCCUUGUAGUUCUCAAACUUACUUCUUUUUGUUGUUUUCAUAAUAGGAUGGAUGUUCAUUGUGAGAUGAAUCAAGAAGGCGAUUCUAAUUAUCAGAAUUCAUACUCUAAAGAAGUUGAGGAAGCGCUUUCCCGGCUUAAUUUAAAAUCGGACAGUUUAGACGAUCCUGAUUUUAAUGUUAUUUCUUAUAUUAAUGAGAGAUUUCCCAGCGAACAGUCACUGGCAAAUAUAGAUGAGUUGAUAGCUGAAGGAGAAGAAAAAAUUCGCGAACUAGACGAUGAAACUAGAGACCUACUACGUGGUCGCUGGCAAACAGAGGAUAAAGGACAAGAGAUUGUUCAGGAUGCAAAGGAUAUGAUAAAAGUACUAUUCUCUAGAAUACAGGAUGUUCAAGAUCGAGCUACUAGAUCAGAAGAAAUGGUACAAGACAUCACUCGUGAUAUACAGCAACUUGAUCAAGCUAAGCGUAACCUAACUGUUUCCAUAACUGCCCUCAAUAAUUUAAUUCUUAUCGUGAACGCCAUUGAUCGUUUGAAUGAAUUGCUCGGAAUACAAAGUUCAGUGAAUGAUCCAAUGUCUUUUGCAAGGGGCAACAACACAAAUGUCAGUGCACAGAAUCCAUUUUUAGAAGCCGACUCUGAAUCCUGGAUGAAUGAAAACCAUCCACCUGAAAAAACAAAGUUCCAAAGAUUUGUACCAUCCUUUUUGGCAGAAAUAUCAAAUUUAUUAGCUCAAGUUCAACGCUUAUUACAACCUAUGCUGUUAGCCUAUGGUUCAGUGUCAUCUGUGGCCGGAUUAUCUCGAGAACUGGAUUCCAUUCAUUCGGUCCUUGCAGAUCGUUUGACUAAGGAAUUGAAACUGUUACUAGCAGCUACUCGAACAGUUACAGAUAACAAGGAACUGAUUUUAUCAGCCUGCGAACUAGUUGACUUGCUCCCUAAGAGUUUUCAUCUCGAUUCGGAUAUUGUAAAUUGGUUUAUCUCUCAUCAUCUAACUGAGUAUAAGGAGCUAUUCGACCCAACACAAACUACUGCUUGGUUGGAUAAAAUUGAUCAGCGAUACAACUGGUUAAGAACUAAUUUGGUUCCCUUAGAACGUUUAUUUAUUUCAGUGUUUCCUCCCUCUUGGUUGGUGACUGAAAGAUUUGUUUUGGAGUUUUGUCAUAUUACACGUGGUGGCUUAGAAACUGUUAUGAAACGACGUCAGUCGGAACUUACCCAUAAUCUAAUUGUUUUCGCAUUGCAACGCACCUUAUCCUUCGAGGCCAGUUUGAAUAAAGCAUAUACGUCUGAAGCGCUAGAAGAAUCACAGUCUGUGAUAGUCAGCGGUAAGAAUAUAGAGCGUUCAUCUAAUCCAUUUGAUGAUAAUGAGGAGGAGGAAGAUGGUUUGGAUGAUGCACAAUCUAAAAAUUCUGCAGAGGCUAAGAAUGAUGAAUCAUCAACAAAUGAUUCUAAACACAAUUGGAAAAAGCAGAUUUUUGAUGGAAUUAUAUCUGGCUGCUUCGACCAAUUCUUUGACCUAUAUUUGGUUCAUUUGGAUAAAGGUCUGAGAGAACAGAUGACGAACCGUUUAAUUGGUGAUUUCACUGUUAAUAAAUCAAGUUUGGAGAACAGAGAUCUUGGAGAUGUAUUCAGAGAUGACAAUCCAUUUGACACUGUACAAAGCAAACCAAACCCCAAUGAUCCUGGCGAGAAUACUCUAUAUUCUGCUACAGAUCUAUUCCUGUUCUAUAAACAAAUAUUAAAACAAACUCUCCAGUUAAACCGGGGUCAUGGUUUGUUAGGACUUGUACGUCUUUUAAGACAGUAUUUGUCUGAAUACACAGUUCGUGUACUUUUAGCUCAAAUUCCAGGCUUAGCGAUUACGAGUAGCAGUGGAACUAACGUUGGUUUAUCUGCGCCGGAUGUUGCAGCGAAAAUGGCGGCAUUCGGUUUAAGCAGUCUCUCAGCUCUUGGACUUGGUCGUGGUCAAACGGGACUCGGUGCAGCUCUAGAAAAUAUUAAGACACAAACAAAAUCCAGUUCUGCGCAAUCUGAUCUGAUAAGUUCAUCAAACAACCAGGUGAUUAACAAUUUACUUCGUGAUGAUGUACAAGGAGUUCGACUAAGUAAGGAUGAUGUCUACAAGGUGUGUGUCGUACUUGUUACAGCGGCAUUUUGUCUGAAGACUGUUGAGGAUUUGGAGAAGCGUCUAAAACAUGAAAUCAGACCACCUAGCUGGGGUUCAAAAAUAUCAUUUGCUUCUGAACUUGAUGGCUUAGCAACUUGUAGAUCUGUUUGUGUCCACCGCCUGGUCGCAGACUUGGAAGCUGGUGUUGAACCUCAGCUAGUCGCUAUGGCACGUUUACCUUGGAAUAAUCUUGUACAAGUUGGAGACCAAAGCGCCUAUGUUACAGCCAUUGUAAAUCAUCUUCGCACUCAAGUUCCGCUGAUACGAGAAACAUUGUACACCGUCAGGCCAGCUUUUACUCAAAUAUGUAUAAAAUUUGCUGAUGCAUUGAUUGCGCGAUUCGUUAAUGCCUUAUAUCGUUGCAAACCGGUCAAUACUUUUGGAGCUGAACAGCUUUUAUUGGAUACCCAGUCGUUAAAGGCUUCUCUUCUUCAAAUGCCUCUUCUUGGAGCUAAGUUUACUCAGACACCUCCACGAAGCUUUACAAAUCUAGUUCAUGAAGGUAUGGGGAAGGCGGAACGUAUAAUCAAAGCCGUUAUGUUACCAGUCGGUGUCGCUACACCAGGAAAACAAGAGUCGACAACUCCUCCAAGUGGAUUUGUAAUGGGUCCAGUCGAUACAAAUGCAGCUAAUGUAUUUUUAGCUAGUUACGAACAAUUAUUACCUGAUCUAACUCAAACCGAUCUACAAAAUGUUUUAGAUAUGAAAGGUGUGAAAUCCAGUGAACAACAGUUGAUUUUGGAAAUAUUUCGUAGUAGAAAUGAAUUUAAGUCAGCGAUGAAAGAAAAAACACCUGAAGUAACUUCAUUUUAUUCUGUUGCUGAUACUGCUAUCACUACUAGCACUAUUGUUACUACUGCGACCAGUAACGUAGCUUUGACAGGGAUAACGACAGUUACCAUGACCACCACUGCUCUUACGAGUUCUUUUGUAGCUACACCGAACUCUCCAAAUAAUCAACAUAAAAAAAUGAAGCAGUCUGUAUCGAUCUCAAUGAAUCCCUUCGAUUCACCUUCGCCAGUAGAAGAGCGGGAGCAAAUAACAGAUAGGAAAGGAAGAAUGGAAAAGUUAUUGAAUAAAAGACGAUAAGACUAUUACUGAAUUGUAAUUGUUUAGUGUUAAUUUCAAUGAAUAAUUAGUAUCUUUAUUGUUGCUUGAACUUUGUUUAUUUUUUCUCCACUCGGUCGAAUUUAUUCCAUCCUUCUCCGUUUUGCUAUGUUAAAACUUUCACUUGUCGAAUUAACUUUUUUAUUGGUGUGUAUAAUUAACAUCCUCUCUUUCUCUCUCUCUCUCUCUCUCUAUAUAUAUAUAUAUAUAUAUAUAUAUAUAUAUAUAUAUAUAUACGAAUCAUUCAUACUACUAUGAUAAUAUAUAUAUUACUGUUAUUACCGGUUUAAAAACGUUGUACCUGGAUGUUUUUUUCGUAUCCUACUUCCUUUUAUUAUUUGUUAUAUUACUUACUAGCUAUAUUGUGAUAAAAUGUUUAUAGGCAACUUUCUCUGUAUUUUUGUUUCUGUAACAUUAUGGUAUGGAUUGAAAUACCAGUUUGUUUUCUGACAAUUUUCUCAAGAAUAUCAUAAUACAUAUCUACUUAGUGAAUCGGUAGUUAUGGUACUGUUAAAUUGGUUGCUAAUGUUUAUUUUACUGUACUUAAUAAAAACUAACAUUAAAAGGGGAUUUUUGUUUGUCAUUCACUUAACCUUAU
Molecule: messenger RNA, 5658 nt
Organism: Schistosoma rodhaini
Lineage: Eukaryota; Metazoa; Platyhelminthes; Trematoda; Strigeidida; Schistosomatidae
Source: the annotation of a GenBank genome assembly